ACACUACCUCGUAUAUAAGAACCAUCAAUGAGCACAUUAUUCAUUCACUGACCUUUACAGUAUUAAAGAGGAAUGAAGACAAUAAUUUGUCUAGUGAUCUUGGUGGCUUGUUAUGAUGCUCUGGCCAUGUUAGCAGUUCCGUUGGAACGGCAAUUGGUACAUAAUGUUCACAAGUAUAAACAAAGCAAUUUCCGGUGGAAUGUACGAGAUAAUUAUAUUACGUUAAGACAGAUAGAGGAGAGAAAGGACAAAGAAUUUACUGAGUAUCUAAAAACAAAGCAAUAUGAACCAAAUAAUAGAAUUAAUGUCAAAAGUCAAACAGAAAAAGAUCUGCAGAAAUUAUCAAUGGUUUUUAGCAAUCAGUUAAGCAUCGAUACUUCUACGACAGAAAAUACCUUCGAUAAGAAAAAUAAUCAACCCUUAGCAAUGGUCACAAAACGAUCAGCAGAAAAGAUGAUGUACAAUGCAAAAGAUCCUCAGUCAUCGACAAUGCUGUUUAGCGACAUAUUUGAUACAAAUAGACAUGAACCUUUGUCAAUGGGAACAAAAAGAUCACCAGAAGUGAUGAUGUACAAUGCAAAAGAUCCUCAGUCAUCGGCAAUGCAGUUUAACGACAUAUUUGAUACAAAUAGACAUGAACCUUUGUCAAUGGUAACAAAAAGAUCACCAGAAGUGAUGAUGUACAAUGACAAAGAUCCUCAGCCAUCGACAAUGCAGUUUAACGACAUAUUUGAUACAAAUAGACAUGAACCUUUGUCAAUGGGAACAAAAAGAUCACCAGAAGUGACGAUGUACAAUGCAAAAGAUCCUCAGUCAUCGACAAUGUUGUUUAGCGACAUAUUUGAUACAAAUAGACAUGAACCUUUGUCAAUGGUAACAAAAAGAUCACCAGAAGUGAUGAUGUACAAUGCAAAAGAUCCGCAGCUAUCGUCAAUGCUGUUUAACGACAAAUUUGAUACAAAUAGACAUGAACCUUUGUCAAUGGUAACAAAAAGAUCACUAGAAGGAAUGAUGUGUACAAUGCAAAAGAUCCUCAGUCAUCGACAUUGUUGUUUUAGCGACAUAUUUGAUACAAAUAGACAUGAACCUUUGUCAAUGGGAACAAAAAGAUCACCAGAAAGUGACGAUGUACAAUGCAAAAGAUCCUCAGUCAUCGACAAUGUUGUUUUAGCGACAUAUUUGAUACAAAUAUACAUGAACCAUUGUCAAUGGGAACAAAAAGAUCACCAGAAGUGACGAUGUACAAUGCAAAAGAUCCUCAGUCAUCGACAAUGUUGUUUAGCGACAUAUUUGAUACAAAUAGACAUGAACCAUUGUCAAUGGGAACAAAAAGAUCUCCAGAAGUGACGAUGUACAAUGCAAAAGAUCCUCAGUCAUCGACAAUGUUGUUUAGCGACAUAUUUGAUACAAAUAGACAUGAACCUUUGUCAAUGGUAACAAAAAGAUCACCAGAAGGAAUGAUGUACAAUGCAAAAGAUCAGCAGCCAUCGGAAAUGCAGUUAAACGACAUAUUUGAUACAAAUAGACAUGAACCUUUGUCAAUGGUAACAAAAAGAUCACCAGAAGGAAUGAUGUACAAUGCAAAAGAUCAGCAGCCAUCGGAAAUGCAGUUAAACGACAUAUUUGAUACAAAUAGACAUGAACCUUUGUCAAUGUUUACAGUAACACCAGAUACAAAUAGACAUGAACCUUUGUCAAUGGUAACAAAAAGAUCACCAGAAGUGAUGAUGUACAAUGCAAAAGAUGAGCAGACAUCGACAAUGCAGUUUAACGACAUACUUGAUACAAAUAGACAUGAACCUUUGUCAAUGGUAACAAAGAGAUCACCAGAAGUGAUGAUGUACAAUGUCAAAGAUCCGCAGCUAUCGGCAAUGCUGUUUAACGACAAAUUUGAUACAAAUAGACAUGAGCCUUUGUCAAUGGUAACAAAAAGAUCACUAGAAGGAAUGAUAUACAAUGCAAACGAUCAGCAUCCAUCUACAAUGCAGUUUAACGACAUAUUUGAUACAAAUAGACAUGAACCUUUGUCAAUGGUAACAAAAAGAUCACCAGAAAGAAUGAUGUACAAUGCAAAAGAUCAGCAGGUCUCGACAAUGCAGUUCAACGACAUAUUUGAUACAAAUAGACAUGAACCUUUGUCAAUGGUAACAAAAAGAACACCAGAAUUGAUGAUGUACAAUGUCAAAGAUCCGCAGCCAUCUGCAAUGCUAUAUAACGACAUUCUUUAUGAAAAUAGACAUGGGCCCAUGCCAAUGGUUACAAAAAGAACACCAGAGGUGAUGGUGUACAAUGUCAAACAUCAAGAGCCAUCAAAACUGCUGUUUAGCGAGAUUUUAGAAACAGAUAAAUAUGAACCUUUGUCAAUGGUAACAAAAAGGUCACCAGAAGGAAUGAUUUACAAUGCAGAGAUUGAUGAUAAAAACCCAACACAUAUAAUGAUUUGCGCUGAGAGCAAUGUUUCUGCUUUUAUCACGGUGAACAAGGAACUGACAAACGGGACUAAUAAGGAGAUACAGAUUUUAAAUAAAGAAUUCAAAAACAGUAAUACAAAUCAGUGGUUUAAAAUGGCUGAUACAUUCGUCAAGGAGGCACCUUUAGAAGAAAACAUGUAUUUCAGUAAAUGGAAACAGACUAUCUCUAUUUUUGGGCAUGAUGAUUUAACUCGACAAUACUUUAAACUAAAAUAUCCAGCUUUAGGUAAAGAAGCAGUAAUACGUGAAAUUUCAAAAUCCAAUGUCUUUGAAAAACUGUUUUGGCCUUUUUCUUAUGACAUUGGUUUCAUGAAUCAAAAACUUGGUCUUCUUGGUUUCUCCGGAUUGGUCGCAACACCAGAAAAACAGAAGCUUAUGUUUUAUGAAAUUCUUGAAAAGUUCCAAACUCUAAAAAUUCCUGUUCAGCGCAAUAAGAUGGUAUACAGUUUCAAUGAUUCCCUUGUGAUCGAUGCAUUAAAUCGUUCUGGUCUUCAAGAAAUGAGCAAAGAAUAUGUAGAUGCGGGACUUCAUGUGUAUACAUUAGAAGAACAAGCUUAUAUACUGGAAAAGAUUGAAGCAGCGAUGUCACUGAUAAAUGACACAAUGCCAGAAUUGCACAAAGUGAUUAACCAAGUUGUAGCGGGCAUAGCGUUUUACAAGGCAGAGCAUCCGGGUUAUGCAGGCGGGAGUGUCAGUUCAGCUCUCGGGCUUAUUUGGCAAGAUCCUAAAUCAUAUAAGGAACAGACAGUGGCGCAUUAUGCCGAACAAAUUGUCCAUGAAUUUAUACAUACAUCUUUAUUCCUUGCCGACCUUGUACAUGGAACAUUUACUGACUACAGAUUGCUCUCCAUGGCAAAGGUAUAUUCACCAAUACGACAUGAACUUCGAGAUUUUGACAAAACCUUUCAUGCUUCUUAUGUUUCGACAGGACUUGUUCUUUUCCAUGCACGAGCUGGUAACUGGGAGAAAGCAGUUAAACUUGCUGAACCAUUGAGAGCAUCUGUAGAAGGUCUUACAAUGUUAGAUAAUGAAGUGGGCGUACUGAAUGAUUCGGGAAGAGCCAUGCUACAAGCCAUGGAAGAUUUCUUAAUUCUAAUUCGGCUCAUGUGAAAAUGUUAAGCAAAGUGUUAUGUGAAAGUGUGUUAUGCAAAAAUAUGAUAUAAUUUAA
Ruditapes philippinarum (Manila clam) is the source of this 3639-nucleotide messenger RNA. RefSeq lists its product as uncharacterized. The record is from RefSeq and is a predicted model, not a curated record. Lineage: Eukaryota; Metazoa; Mollusca; Bivalvia; Venerida; Veneridae. The transcript is spliced from 3 exons. The coding region runs from base 1134 to 3581 and encodes 815 amino acids.